CAGCCCUUCUUGGGUUUCUUCUUGAGAUAAAUAGUGAAUUUUAACCAAUAAUUCUAUAAUUUUUUUACCGAAUUUAACCAACAGGAACCAUAAAUGAAGCUUCUAAAACCCAGUUGGGUUAAUCACGAUGAUAAGCCAAUAUUUUCUGUGGACAUCCACCCUACAGGGAAGAGGUUUGCGACUGGUGGGCAGGGUGGAGACUCUGGGCGAGUGGUUGUAUGGAACUUGAACUCUGUCCUAUAUGAAAAUGUGGAGGUGGACCCGAACAUACCGAAGAUGUUGUGCCAGAUGGACAAUCAUUUGGCAUGUGUCAACUGUGUUCGGUGGAGCAAUGCAGGCCGAUACCUGGCUUCCGGUGGAGACGACAGACUGGUCAUGGUGUGGGGGCUCAGUGUGGUUGCCAAUGGUACUCCUGGAAAGCUGAAAGCUGAGACGUGGAGAUGUAUAGCCACUUUGAGAGGCCAUGCAGGCGAUGUUCUGGACCUGGCCUGGUCUCCGCUAGACAAGUGGCUGGCCAGCUGCAGCGUUGACAACACUAUCAUCAUCUGGAAUGCGGAGAAGUUCCCGGAGAUGGUCUGUGUGCUUAACGGCCAUACUGGAUUGGUGAAAGGUGUUGCUUGGGACCCUGUUGGCAAAUACUUGGCAUCGCAGUCUGACGAUAAAUCACUUCGGGUCUGGAAGACUGCCGACUGGGCGCAAGAAACGGUCAUCACUGAGCCUUUCGAAGAAUGUGGCGGCACAACCCACGUACUCCGUCUGUCCUGGUCCCCGGAUGGUCAAUAUGUAUUAUCCGCCCACGCUAUUAACGGGGGCGGCCCCACCGCACAAGUGGUAGAGAGAGACGGAUGGCGGUGCGACAAGGACUUCGUCGGACAUAGGAAGGCUGUCACUUGCGCUCGUUUCAACAACAACAUAUUUGUGAAGGAAGGCAAGAAGUGUUGCUGCGCGGCCGUCGGUGCCAGAGACAGAGCGCUAUCUAUCUGGCUCACAUCUCUAAAGCGCCCCCUAGUGGUCGUGCAUGAUUUAUUCAGCGACAGUGUGUUAGAUCUAUCUUGGAGCUCUGAUGGUCUGAAUCUCCUCGCAUGCAGUUCAGAUGGUACAGUCGCUUGCAUACAGUUUACCAACAAGGAGAUUGGCACACCUCUAACACUAGAUGAAAAGAACGCCUUCUACGAAAAAAUCUACGGAAAGUGUCCUGCUAACGACUCCACUCUCUCCAACUUGCUGGUGGAGUGUCCUGAGAUCCUGCUCGCUAGAGAGAAGCCUGACGUCUGUCGAGACAGUCGGGACGCCUCACUCAUCAGUGAAAAGUCUCAGCAAUCCAAGCCAGCAUUCACACCAUCGCCCGUGUCUCUGCGACCAGUGGACCGACAGAUAGAAACACGCACUUCGGAUGGCAAACGAAGAAUCACACCUGUCUUCAUACCCCUUACUAUGGUGGCCAGCGAAUCUCUCGGCUCAAUACCAAUCGGCACAGAGAAUUGCUUCAGUACGUCGUCUCAGAGCAAAUCACGGAUCCGAGUGGAGAGACGGGACGACAUAGUGAUUCAUCCCAAUGUGAGCAACCAUGGGAAUUCAAGCCAACACAAUAAGAGUGCAGACAACGGUCUCGAUCAGCGAUUACGCAAGCGUUCAGCGCCUUCCCUCCCCGGCCCUAAAACUGAAGAGGUGCAAGUGAAGAGAAGUGGCAACGGCGCUCCGCCCCCCGCCUUUUACGCGCUGCCCGCGCCCGCGCUCGGUAGCGCCGGGCCCGUCGUGCGCGCCGCCGGAGCCCUGCGCCUGCAGGUGAUCAACAAAGCGUGUAACACUCAUUACGGCACGCUCUCCCGGUUACAACUGCUGCCCAACAAUUCCGCCUCCAGCGAUCCCGUCUGGGAAACAUAUUUAGGUUCCCCAGUGACGUGCAUAGCGUGCGACGCGCGCUCGGCCGUGGUGUCGUGCGCGGACGGCUCGCUGCACGCGUGGCGGCUCGCGCGCACCACGGCGCACAGAGCCCUCCCACCCAUUGCACUAAUGUCCCCGGCGGCCAGACUGACGCUCUCCGGCGACACGCUGGCGGCCGUCACCACGUCCGCCGAGCUCGGCAUCUGGGACCUCGCCAACGCGACAUGCAUCGUCAGGCCGCUAAGCUUUAGGAGCCUGAUGCAGCCCGGAGUAUCGGUAACAAAUUGCUCUCUACUGGAAGACGGGAAUCCAAUGAUCUCACUUAGCAACGGGAAAAGUUAUAUUUAUUGCAAAAAAUUGUACGCAUGGGUGGUGUGGACGGACGCUCGGGACCCGGUGUGGCGCGCGUGCGGCGGCCACGCCUCCACCCGCGCGCCGCGCGCCGCGCACGCGCUGUACCCCGCGCAGCCCCGACACACGCAGGCUAAUACAGGUUCUGAUGCGGCUCGAAGCUGGCUGGAAGCGCAAGUGGCUUCGUGCUUCCAUCUUAGACUAGCGAAGGACUACCGACAUUGGAUCAAGGCGUUAUUCGGACACCUCGUCAACCACGGUAAUGAGGAUCAGCUGAGAACAAUACUAGACGACAUGCUGGGGCCCAGCCAUUGUACCAGCACACCCAAAAAGUGGCAGGCCACAGUUCUGGGUAUAAAGAAGCACGACAUUCUAGACGAGAUGUUAUGUUUGCUCGUCCGUCAGCUACGCUGGCAGCGCCUCUACAGCGAGUACGUCGACCAGCUAAGGGACGUGCGCCAACCACGAGAGAGACCCCUGCUCAAUGGACACUGAAACCCGCGAUCUGAACAUACAGUAUAACUUAUUUCUAUUAUACAAGGUGCCCACGAGGAACAUGAGAUAUUUUAACCACGCAUUUUUGAAGCCAAAAGAAGGAAAAAAUGUUAUAUGAGUUUUCAAUUUCGCCAAAUAAUAAUUCUUUUGUCGUUUUUUUUUGACGUGAUAGUCUUAUAAAUUGAUGAACACCGGUAGCAUGCACGAAAAAGUGUCACGUUGUGGACAGAUCUCCAUGGUAACGUUGUGGACAGACCUCCAUGGUAACGUUGUGGACAGAUCUCCAUGGUAACGUGACAAAUUCAAUUCAUAAAUAAAAGUAUGCAAUUUUUCAUCAAUGUUUUCUUAUGACGUUAUCCGUCCGUAAACCGACUAAACCGGCUUUACAGACAACCAUAUUUUUUUAAUGUAUUUGUAUAUUAAAUGUAAAUGCUAUUUUAUUAAACUUUCACUCAAAAAUAAUUUUAACUUUUUUUGUAAACACUAACAGUGUUACUUGUCACUUUUUGACAUCUAUCAAUAACUUGGAAGAUAUAACCAACAGAGACGCCUUGUCUGUAAUUUGCUGUACAAAAAAGUGCCAAUUUUUGCGGGGGAGGGGAACGUCAAAUGUAUACGUAACGUCAAAAUAGUCAUGGCAGAUAAACGUCAGUCCAUACAUUGUGUAUGACCAUUGGCCGACUAUUUUCGACAGACGGGAACGCCUGGUAAUGGCUACUCCGUUUGGUUAUAUCCUCUAAGAUUAAUAAGGAUAUUUGGACAAGGCCAGCGGCAACAUCGCCAUCAAAAAGACGUUUUUCACUAAGUAUCAAUAAAAAAAAUGUUUUUUUUUUAUCUGGUUUUAACUCUGAAACUAGGCGAAUUCCAGAAAAGUUAUAGGACAUUAUAGUCUUUAAAUAUGAUUUGGAAUAGUGUUAACAUCUUUCUGGUUCCUCGUGGCCACGUUGUAUAUGUAUAACAGCGACAAAAAUGAAAAAAAAAACCGUCUCAUAUCUACAGAUUGAGCCAGUUCUACUGUCACACGUGUAAUACAAAGUUAAGGAGUAAUUUUGGCCUAGUCAGCCAUAUUAGUGUUCACGAUAUACGUUCAUAAUCAUAAUGUUUUUUUUUAGUAUCACUGCCAUUGAGUGAUGAUACUGUAUGAGUAUUGCAUAGGCUGUCCCGUACAAAUUUCUAUUUUAAAACACGUAUAAAACUAUAAAGAGUAGGUUGAUCGCGUGACGUCACAUGCUAGUGUUUCAAAUAAAUUCCAUAGUAGCAAAAUCGUUUUGCCAGUUCGAAAAAAGAAACUAAUUUGACUAGUAGGCAAAUACCCUACUGUAGGUAAAAUACGUCGGACACGUCCGCUCCAGUACUAUAGUUGGUCAAACCAAAUUGGCAGUAGAUAAGAACAAAAAAAACUAUACUCAUCCUUUUCUUUCGGGUGCUAGUACUUGUGUAAGAUAAAGAUAGUAUGAUUCUCUCUGUCUAUGUUUGAAAUGAGACAGUCCUUUGACAAACUAUAUUUGCGUUAACCCGCGCCAGCUAGCGAACGCCCUGAAACCGGUGUGGGAAAUGAACACAGCAACGUAUAUUUAUACAAUACUAUCGUAAAAACAUUUAACUAUCCAAAAUCUCCCAACUAUCACCGUGCUCAUUGGCUGUUUAUACAAAUCCUAAAUUCGUGUCGAUAUUAAGUAAGUGUAAAGUGUUCAUAUCAGUCUUAUGAAGUAGGUUUUGAAUGAGAAGAAUGCCUUGAGAGUGUGCUAUAGUAUUUAUAAUGAAAUAUAAUCAGUAGAUUUUAAAUCAUAGUUCAUAAAUACUGUAUCGGUUGAUACUAUAUCACCUUUUUUGCCUAAAUAAUCAUGAAAAAAAAUAUAUAUAUAUAUAUACAGUGUGGAAAAUUAAUAGGCCCAUAAUGAGGUAACUUAAGGUUUUAAGGUACUUUCCCUCCAGGGCCCAUUUUUUUUUUACUAAAUCGUUUCGUCAAGCAAAGAUAAAUAAAUCUAAGAGAAGAAAACAUUUUAAAUGUAUCUAUGAAAGUCACGCAAAGGUAUUAAAGGUCUUAUAUUAUUUGACCGAUACUAGAUAUAUAAUUAAAAAAAACUGCCAAGUAAUUAGGUAAUUAAAAUUAUUCAGUUUUACUGAAAUGAAAUGUAAUCUCUAUUUGUGGCGAUUUUAUAUAAAAACUUUCUCUCAACAAGGUGGAUUUCUAUUUGCAUAUUUGUAACCCCUUAUUAAGAACAAAGUGGCAUGUUUUGUUUGAGAAACUAUCCCCUAUCCGCCCACAGGCCUUUAAAAAGGUCGCCCAUUCCAUUGUAUUUGAGUCUUAAUGUUUACAAAUCAAAAUUGCAUUUGUCUUGGCAAGCUAUUACCUGGGGGCGGCUAGAGGCAAUGCGCAAUGUAUGUACAGUAUGAAGUAAUAAUUAGAUUUGUGUUUUUUUACACGAGUUUUUUUCAUCCAUCUUGUGUAACCAUUUUGUUACGACGGUAGGUCGAAACGUAAAUAUUUUAUAAUAAAAUGUGACGUUUUCAACCAAAGGCUACCACAUUGUCGGUUGUCGAUAAGGUUGAUUUCUAAUUGAAGCUAUAUGGAAAUAGCGCCAAUAAGUACCCUUUUGGUUGAAAAUGGCACAAAUGAUCACCUAUAAAGAAAAUACUCGCAUAGCUUAAAGCCGUGUCCAGACGGGUGUAACGUGUAAUGUAAGAUUACAUGUAUUAUAGUGUCAAGGUAUGGACGGCACUGCGAGCGCCUUUGUGUUCACGCUAAAAACCGAUAGCCGAUGGAUCCGGCACGAGCGUUACAUUUAAUGCUCGUUGUGCCGUCCACACACAAAUUCCUGUUACAUUACCUACACAAUGGAUUACAAUACACAUGCAACUUACACCCGUCUGGACCCGGCUUCAGCGGGUAUUUUACUUUACAAUUUUAAAAUAGUUUUAUCAAAUACCUACAUGUAUUGUUGAAUAUGCCAACGUAGUAACUUAAAGCCAGAUCCAGAUGGAUGUACCUCAUCAUAUCAGCCAGAGGACGUCCACUGCAGAACAUAGGCCUCCCCUAAAGAGUGCCUCAUGACCGGUCUUGCGCCACCCGCAUCCAGCGGACUCCCGCGACCCUAACCAGGUCAUCCGUCCACCUUGUGGGGGGUCUACCCAUGCGCCUUCCGGAUGUACAGUCGGAGGCAAAAAUAUCGAUUCAGACAAAUGGCUCAAAAAUAUGUGUACACGACUUUAUUGUCUAAGGUGUAAGAGCGUACACAUAUUUUUGAAACUUUGGGAAUGUAUAUAUAUUUAUGCCCUUGACUGAUAAACCUAGGUACCUACUGUACUGAUAAACUCGAGCGUAUGUUACACGUUACACCCGUCUGGACACGGCUUAACAUCGAGCAUUCGCAAUUUUUAAGCAGAUUCCGCGAAAUGUUCGAAGAACGCUUUCUUGAGAAUGUUCAUUACAAGUGAAUGCUCAAGAUAUCAGGGGCCCCUUUAUCAAAAGCCCCUUGUCCCUUUCUAACAAAAGCUGUCAAAAAGGGACUUCCACUUGUAUUACCUACAAGCUACAAGCUUUUGAUAAACGGCCCAGCACUUAAAUCCAGGGAUUAAAAGGAAUUCAGUAACGGACCAAUGUCCUGCGACAAGUAUCGGCGAACUCGAUGUAUCUGGUGAUGUCUCACUACUUUUUUUUGGUGUAUUCCCAUUUAUCCCCGCCGGGCACAGAUGGGAAUAUGUGUCUUCAUAUGAAUCAUUCCCAUCUGUCCCCGCCUCAUGUAUGGCGGCGGUCACGUGAGGCGGGGACAAAUGGAAAUACAGUCUUUUUUUAUGAUAUUGGAGGCAAUCGAGCAGACGAAUCGCCUGAUGGUAGACAACAAAGGGGUUGCAAAUGCGUUGCCGGCCUUUAAGAUGGUAAUACGCUCUCUUAGAAGGUUUGAAGGUGGUAUCAGCAACCACUACAGGUCGUUUCACGGAUGCUGGUACGAAUGGAAUGAAGAAAACUUUCAUUGUAUGAGUGACACAUGUACGGUAUACAAUCAGAGCCGCCAUUUUAUUGGUUAAUGUCACAUUUUUUGGGGACAAAAAACAAGACUAUGAAAAGAAUUUUGACCCAGAUACUGUGUUGUGUCCGGUUUAACCGGACACAUUCAUUUGCAAUACAUAACCCGAUAUCGUUGGCAACUUUUGAGCUCUUCACCUCUAGUAAAGUGGCGUAGCGUGAACAAACCUAGCCAUUUCAUUUCUAUGUCGCGAGGCCGUGGGCGAUGACCCACUUCGCCCACGCCUGACGCCACUGAGUAAAUCCCUGGCUUUAAAAAAUGUAAAUAUCGUAAAUUGUU
Cydia strobilella is the source of this 7037-nucleotide messenger RNA. It is a transcript of the gene Hira, whose product is annotated as protein HIRA homolog. The record is from RefSeq and is a predicted model, not a curated record. Gene Ontology annotation, cellular component: nucleus; HIR complex; chromatin. The transcript is spliced from 20 exons. Gene Ontology annotation, molecular function: nucleosome binding; protein binding. Lineage: Eukaryota; Metazoa; Arthropoda; Insecta; Lepidoptera; Tortricidae. The coding region runs from base 94 to 2730 and encodes 878 amino acids. Gene Ontology annotation, biological process: chromatin remodeling; DNA-templated transcription; regulation of DNA-templated transcription.